AUGGACGUGUACGACGACGCGGACGUCGACUACAGCGGCAACCUGUGCUUGUUCCUAGACAGCGCGUCCGAGGAGGAGUGGGCGAAGUGGCUCCCGUCCGGGAUCUUCGCGGGGGUGACGACGAACCCGAUCAUCCUCGAGCGCGACGGCCGCGAGUGCAACGUCGCCGCGCUCACGGAACUCGCGAGACAAGCGCUGGAGUACGACGCGGUCCAGGAGUUCCAAGUCCAGACCUGGGGGGAGUCCUCGGAUGAGAUGUGGAAAAACGGCAUCGCGUUGGCGAAGUACGACCCGGACGUCAUCGUCGUGAAGGUGCCCGCGACGUUCGACGGGAUCAAAGCCGCGAACGCGCUCGUCGCGGACGGCAUCCGAGUCACGCUCACGGCCGCGUACGCGUCGCAUCAGGCUGUUCUCGCCGCCGCCGUGGGGGCGAAUUACGUCGCGCCGUAUUUAGGGCGAAUGAACGACGCCGGGCGGGACGGGUUCGGGACGAUCGUGGAGAUGCAAAAGACCGCGGAUAAGUUAGAUUCGGACAUGAGGAUCUUAGUCGCGAGCGUGAGGAACGUCGCGGACAUCGCGAAGCUCGCCGCGGAGGGGUGCGACACGUUCACGAUUAGCGCCAAAGUCGCGGAGGACAUGUUCGCGGACCCUCUGACGCAACAGGCGGCUAUCGACUUCGACGCCGCCGCGGAGAGGAUCGGCGCGUACGCGGAGGAGAAGGCGGCGGCCGCGGCGAAAGAGAAGGAGGAGAGAGCGAACGAGGGGAAGGGGAACGACGACGAGGAAGCGAGCGCGGGGGAGAGUUGA
Messenger RNA from Micromonas pusilla CCMP1545, 807 nucleotides. RefSeq lists its product as uncharacterized. Gene Ontology annotation, cellular component: intracellular anatomical structure. The record is from RefSeq and is a predicted model, not a curated record. NCBI's taxonomy places the organism in Eukaryota, Viridiplantae, Chlorophyta, Mamiellophyceae, Mamiellales, Mamiellaceae. The transcript has a single exon. Gene Ontology annotation, biological process: carbohydrate metabolic process. Bases 1 to 807 code for a protein of 268 amino acids.